Colletotrichum gloeosporioides is the source of this 1629-nucleotide messenger RNA. RefSeq lists its product as uncharacterized. The record is from RefSeq and is a predicted model, not a curated record. The coding region runs from base 1 to 1629 and encodes 542 amino acids. Lineage: Eukaryota; Fungi; Ascomycota; Sordariomycetes; Glomerellales; Glomerellaceae. The transcript is spliced from 4 exons.
AUGGCCAUUUUGAAAUCAGCGUUUUGGCCAUCUUGCCUUCCCAUUUUGAGUCUUGCUUUAGCAGAAUCGCAGACAGCAGACGACAUUCAACGGCUCAUCACGGAACAAAAUGGAGACUCGAAGGCACUCUCGGCGAUCUCCGCAGCAUCUUGGGUGGACUCUCCGAAAGUGAGAGGAACUGUCGAUAUUCUAUUGACUUGCGUUGUUACGCUAGUUGCAUGUGUCUGGUCGGUGCUUCAUCAGAAUAUAUGGACUUUGAUUGCUAUACUUGCUCCCGACACCGUGCUUGUGGUUGCGGCAAAUCAGAUGAUUGCAGCCCGCGGACUGCGGAAAGAGCUGAAAAUGCUGCAGGCGCGGAAAAACAAAACCUACCUUGUCGACGUCCCGCUUAACUUCUGCUUCUCUGUCGAAAUGGGCGGCUUUCAAGUGGACUUGGAUCUUGAGGGUAUUAGUCUCGGCCCAUCCUUCAUGGCUUCAUGCCCUGAAAGGUUACCGCUAUCUCCUGCCGGUUUCUUGAAGUUGAUUGACAUGGAUCUGCUGAAUCUCGAAAAGAUGAUGAAGCAUGCCAAUGUCACUGAAAAGAGCAAAGCAAAUGUAUUCCAGAAACUCCUGAUUGCAACUCAAGUUAUCUGGAUGUUCAUUCAAUGCAUUGCUCGAAAAUCGCAAGGCCUUCCAAUCAUACUUUUGGAGAUACAUACAGUCGUCCAUGUUGUGUGCGCGCUAAUAGUAUUGCUUUGCUGGACCUCGAAACCUCUUGACGUCAACACUCCCGAGAUCGUGGAAUCGGAGUCUGACAAUGUUCUUGGAUUCUUCAGUCUUGCAAUUCAAUCUCAAAUAUGCGAGCAGAAAUUCGUUCUUGUGGGUCCCCGCGACAUCCACAGUUACACAACUGCAAUCCGGCAGGAUGCCAAUGAGGAUGACCUAGACGCUGAGAGGGAGCUUCCACGCAUCCUACAUCUUCGGCCCAAAGAGACACUGCCGUUCGGAUUCAAAUAUGAGGGUGGCCCGAAUCUGCAUCUUCAGCCAACCGACAUGCUUCGCCUGCGACGAGCCACACAAUUUCUCCGCGAUCAUUACGGAAGGGAAUUACGGCAUCCAAACCAGGCUCUUCCCAUGUCUCAGUUCGGCUCAUUCUUCUCUGAAGGGGGCAACUAUGCCUACAGCAUUUCUGGCCGAUACAAGGGUCUCGCUCUAUGGGAGCAAGCCUCAUUGCUUGUCAUUGGACCCUGGUUCUAUACUCAUGAAGAAGAGGAGGGCGUGUUAAAUGUUAGCUACCGGGUUUCUAUUUUUGCGCUACUUGUCACACUCGUAUACAGCGGGCUACAUCUGUCAGCAUGGAGUGCCAGGUUUCCCACACAGGUCGAGGAGAUUUGUUGGAAAGCGGCAGGUAUCAUUCCCAUCGGAAAUGCCCUCUUUGCGCUUUUCGUCAUCUAUGUUAUUGAGUUUGAUACUCCCUCAGGUCUUUCCUUUUUCACUAGCAAAGUUUUUCCGGCGGCACUUCUUAUGUUUGGGGCGCUGAACGGUAUGGCACGCAUUUAUUUGACUGCUGAAUCUUUUGCUAGUCUUCGCAAUCUCCCGAUAGGUGCAUUUUCGAUGCCCGUCUGGCUGCAGUUAUUUCCCCACAUCUGA